Molecule: messenger RNA, 1243 nt
Organism: Lates calcarifer (barramundi perch)
Lineage: Eukaryota; Metazoa; Chordata; Actinopteri; Centropomidae
Gene: tstd3
Product: thiosulfate sulfurtransferase like domain containing 3
Exons: 4
Coding region: 139-660 (173 amino acids)
Cellular component (GO): mitochondrion
Molecular function (GO): thiosulfate-cyanide sulfurtransferase activity
Source: RefSeq, a predicted model, not a curated record
CGCAGGUCAACAUCGGAAAGGGUGAACUCGAGCACUGUGACUUUUAAUAGUCGUCACACGCAGUAUUACUGCGAUAAUACGGAUUUAUGUUGGCGAAGUGUUAAUACAGAGUGUACUAUAGAGUCUAACUAAUCACACAUGGCUCUCAGAAGAUGUUGGAGGUUUGCAGGGGUUGUCCCGCGGCUUUUAUGGAACAGUACCGUCCUGCCUGGAGCUUGUGUCCCCGGAGGACGAAGCUCAGUGUCCAGCCUUGUCAACACUCAUCCUGGUUACCACCAGUUGCUGCUCUGUAGCAGGUUCAGUUCAGCGCCAGCGAGCACAGAUGUGACUUACGAGCAGCUGAAGCAGCUCCUGGCCGGACGGAAAGCUGUAGUUAUAGAUGUCAGAGAGCCCUGGGAGCUCAGAGAGUACGGCUUCAUUCCUGGGUCGAUUAACGUUCCCUUGGGACAGGUGAACACUGCCCUCCAGCUGGGUGCAGAUGAGUUCAAAGAGAAGUACGGUGGUGAAAUGCCUCAGCAGACAGAUAACAUUGUGUUCACCUGUCUGGCCGGGAUCCGCAGCAAGAACGCACUUGACACAGCUGCUUCGCUGGGAUACAAAGAUGUUCAGCAUUACCCAGGAGGAUGGCAAGACUGGGUGAAGAAUGAACAGCAUAACUGAUCCAGGGAUGACAAAAGAACUAAAACAAUAUUUAAUGUUCCUAUUCUAAUUUACCUAAGAUAAAACUGGAAAGUGAGAGUGCAUAAUGAGGAGUCUUGUAAAGGGUUUUUAAAAAGUUCAUAUGCUUUUCUAUUGUUUUAAUAGCUAGUGAUUUAAGUUGUUUUCCUCAUUUGUGAAUCCCAAAGACUGAAACCAGAGGGCUCAACACGCAUCAACAAUCACAUCUGCUGCUACAGUUUUCAAAACAAUGGUUAAAUUACUUGAAGUUUCUUUUACAUUUGUUUCAGAUAGAACCACUGACAAACCCUUUACAACUCCUACACAAACACAUAUAUAACCAGUGGCUGAUCUACACAAUACCACAAUUAUGAACAGGCAAUGUACAUAAUGAAGUCUUUUUUUUUUGGGUUGUUUCCAGACUAUGCAAAUGACUACAUAACUGUGUAUUAUUGUGAGUUAAUGAGUCUUCCAUUGCAUAUUUUGAACAGUUUAAAUAUUGUAAAUAUUUAAUAGCAUGUUGCUCAUAGAUGCAACAGUCAGUACAGUUGCCAACAUAAUUCAAUAAAUAAAAUUUUAAUUUUGA